CGCUUCUUUCAACAGUAGCAACAGUUAGUCAGACACCUCCGUAGCUUGCUAGACAACAUAGACGAACCGAUAAAGCUUUAGAUGCUUCCGUAGAGCCACUGUGUUUUAAACACACUUCUGUUGUCUAGUUAGUUAUCCAAUUUAAUGUCAUAUUUACGUUGUUGUUAUUAGUCAGCUAGCUGGCUUCUUAAGUUAGCACUAGCCUAGCUAUCUAACAUUCCCGACCAUGAGUUCACUAAGCUACUCUCCUGCUAAAGAAGAGGGGGUCUGCUGGACGGAGAAAGAAGCUCUCGUGAAAGAGGAGGAAGAAGAGGAGGCUGUUACCGUGAAAGAAGAAGAGAACUACGUUUCAGUGAAAGAUGUGUUCGGAGUGAAAGAUGAGGAAGAUGAUACAGUAAAAGAAGAGGAGGAAGAGAAAGACCAGGAUGCAGGUUUUGGAGUGGAGGAGGGGGAGAUGACUGUCACAUCGAAAAAGGAGGAGGAAACGGGAUAUCUGGGCCCAGUUUCCCAAAUGCAUCUUAAGGCAUCCAAUGGUUCUAACGAUGAACUUAGCCAUAAGAUGGUUUUGAGAAACCGUUCCCUGAUUAACACUAGAGAGAGACAUGACUAUUGUGGAUCCUCUGGGGAGCCUCAACAACAUCAUGAAGCUGACGAGGCAAAGAAGAGUCUCUCCACAUCAGAAACCCUCAAAAAACACCAGCAGAGAUCCACAGAGAAGAAAUCUCAACGCUGCUCUGACUGUGGGAAGACCUUUUCAAGAUUAUAUACGUUACAAUCACACCAGAGAAUUCACACUGGAGAGAAACCUUUCAGCUGCGAUCAAUGUGGGAAGAGUUUUGUUACAUCUGGCUGUCUGACUAUACACCAGAGAACACACACAGGAGAGAAACCGUAUAGCUGUGAUCAAUGUAAAAAGAGUUUUGUUACUUCGAGCUCUCUGACUAUACACCAGAGAACACACACAGGAGAGAAACCUUAUUGCUGUAAUCAAUGUGGGAAAAGUUUUGUUUCAUCUAGCCGUCUGACAAUACACCAGAGAACACACACAGGAGAGAAAUCUUAUAGCUGUGAUCAAUGUGGGAAGAGUUUUGUUUCAUCUAGCCAUCUGACUAUACACCAGAGAAUACACACAGGAGAGAAAGCUUACCACUGCUCUGACUGUGGAAAGAGUUUUUCUAUCUCAGGAAAUUUUAAAUCACACCAGAGAACACACACAGGAGAGAAACCUUAUAGGUGUAAUCAAUGUGGGAAGAGUUUUGCUCAAUCAAGCAACCUGAUAGCACACCUGAGAAUACACACUGGAGAGAAACCUCACUGCUGCUCUGAGUGUGGGAAGACCUUCUCAAAAUUAUAUACAUUACAAUCACACCAGAGAAUUCACACUGGAGAGAAACCUUAUAGCUGCUCUGAAUGUGGAAAGAUCUUUUCAAAAUUAUAUACAUUACUAUCACACCAGAGAACACACACUGGAGAGAGGCCUCAUAGCUGUAAGCAAUGUGGGAAGAGUUUUAUUCGCUCAAGCUGCCUGAUGGUACAUCUGAAAAAACACACAGGAGAAAAAUCCUUUAGCUGUGAUCAAUGUGGGAAGAGAUACUUUGAUAAAAGAUCUCUGAUCAAACAUCAGAAAAUACAUGCUUGAAGGACUUGAAUGUCACAAUGUGGAAUGUUUUUAACAUUGUAGAAGGCGUAUUUUAAUUAAUAAUGUGACAAUAAUGUAGAACCCUAAUAUUUUUCCUCUGUUCUAUUGAUUUCAGUGUGAUAUGGAUAUUAGCCUCAUCAGGGGAAAAAUCCAGGUUCUGAAAUGAAAGAGUACUAUUUAUAUGAUUAACAAGAAAACUUGUUGCGUUACACUUACCUCGUCGGGGACCCACUUGAAUCAAAAUGCAACACUUCAAAAUGUAGCUAGCUGUUUUCUACAAAUUGUCCUCUAAACCAGUGAUGUACACAUUAUUCCCAGAUUCUGUGUUUUUUGAGCUGUUAGUUUUAUCAGGUUGUGCAACCUCAUCUCCCCCUCUUGUGCAAUUGAUUUCAACGUGAUAUUGAUGUGAGUGAUGCUAAAUAUGUGUACUGUUUCUCUUCGUUUUGGGGACCCCGAAAUUUCAAUGCGUCACUCCAAAAUGUAGCUGACUGUCUUCUGCAGGUUGUCCUCUAACCUGUGAGGUAAAAUAUGUCUCCCAUUUCCAUGUUUUUUUUGUUUUCAAUUCAUGUAAAAUGUUGUAAUCAUACAUAUUUAUGCUACCGACUGAAAAACUGUUGGUACAAUGAUGUUGUUUACGAACGAUGUUGUAAAACAAGUUUAUAUUGUUCUAUUGGAUAAUACACCCAGGCCUCACUAUUUUAAUCAAUGUUAUCUCCUUAGAAUGAUCAUUAGUCUUGUAUUGUUCUAUUGGAUAUUACACCCAGGCCUCACUAUUUUAAUCAAUGUUAUCUCCUUAGAAUGAUCAUUAGUCUUGUAUUGUUCUAUUGGAUAAUACACCCAGGCCUUACUAUUUUAAUCAAUGUCACUUCCUUAGAAUGAUCAUUAGUCUUGUAUUGUUCUAUUGGAUAUUACACCCAGGCCUCACUAUUUUAAUCAGUGUUAUCUCCUUAGAAUGAUCAUUAGUCUUGUAUUGUUCUAUUGGAUAUUACACCCAGGCCUUACUAUUUUAAUCAAUGUCACUUCCUUAGAAUGAUCAUUAGUCUUGUAUUGUUCUAUUGGAUAUUACACCCAGGCCUCACUAUUUUAAUCAGUGUUAUCUCCUUAGAAUGAUCAUUAGUCUUGUAUUGUUCUAUUGGAUAUUACACCCAGGCCUCACUAUUUUAAUCAAUGUUAUCUCCUUAGAAUGAUCAUUAGUCUUGUAUUGUUCUAUUGGAUAAUACACCCAGGCCUUACUAUUUUAAUCAAUGUCACUUCCUUAGAAUGAUCAUUAGUCUUGUAUUGUUCUAUUGGAUAUUACACCCAGGCCUCACUAUUUUAAUCAAUGUCACUUCCUUAGAAUGAUCAUUAGUCUUGUAUUGUUCUAUUGGAUAUUACACCCAGGCCUCACUAUUUUAAUCAAUGUCACUUCCUUAGAAUGAUCAUUAGUCUUGUAUUGUUCUAUUGGAUAUUACACCCAGGCCUCACUAUUUUAAUCAAUGUCACUUCCUUAGAAUGAUUAUUAGUCUUGUAUUGUUCUAUUGGAUAUUACACCCAGGCCUUACUAUUUUAAUCAAUGUCACUUCCUUAGAAUGAUCAUUAGUCUUGUAUUGUUCUAUUGGAUAUUACACCCAGGCCUCACUAUUUUAAUCAGUGUUAUCUCCUUAGAAUGAUCAUUAGUCUUGUAUUGUUCUAUUGGAUAUUACACCCAGGCCUCACUAUUUUAAUCAGUGUUAUCUCCUUAGAAUGAUCAUUAGUCUUGUAUUGUUCUAUUGGAUAUUACACCCAGGCCUCACUAUUUUAAUCAAUGUUAUCUCCUUAGAAUGAUCAUUAGUCUUGUAUUGUUCUAUUGGAUAUUACACCCAGGCCUCACUAUUUUAAUCAAUGUUAUCUCCUUAGAAUGAUCAUUAGUCUUGUAUUGUUCUAUUGGAUAUUACACCCAGGCCUCACUAUUUUAAUCAAUGUUAUCUCCUUAGAAUGAUCAUUAGUCUUUCGGGUUUUGAUUGUCUUUAGUUAUUUUCAUUCUCUUAUGUUUGUUGUGGUGUAAAUAUUUAUGUUUUUUAUGCUUUUAUAUAUAUUAUUAUUCCAUGCCUCACCAUUAAGUUCUCCAAUACAUAUUGAAAACGUUAUGUUUGGCGUAAAAGCAACAAAUCAAAAUCAAAUCAAAUCAAAUGUAUUUAUAUAGCCCUUCGUACAUCAGCUGAUAUCUCAAAGUGCUGUACAGAAACCCAGCCUAAAACCCCA
Messenger RNA from Oncorhynchus mykiss (rainbow trout), 3859 nucleotides. RefSeq lists its product as uncharacterized. The record is from RefSeq and is a predicted model, not a curated record. NCBI's taxonomy places the organism in Eukaryota, Metazoa, Chordata, Actinopteri, Salmoniformes, Salmonidae. Gene Ontology annotation, biological process: regulation of transcription by RNA polymerase II. Gene Ontology annotation, molecular function: RNA polymerase II cis-regulatory region sequence-specific DNA binding; DNA-binding transcription factor activity, RNA polymerase II-specific. Gene Ontology annotation, cellular component: PcG protein complex; transcription regulator complex; chromatin.